UUAUAUCGCUUAACUGUUCAUGUCACGUAUUUUCAUCUGCUUUUCCCCUCUAUUCACAAACCAUCCCUCUGGACAAAAACGCAAAUGCCGUCACAAACAAUCCUCGCACCGCAAGCCAUCCUCCCGGGCGACCUCUGCCCCCAGCCUGCGACGAUCGUAUUCGAUACCGAUUCCGGGACGAUCACCUCUGUCACGCUCGGUAUCCACCAACCAGAACACGGAAAAGCAGAUGUAUGGGAGAUUGAAGAUGGAAAAAUCUUGCUUCCCGGUCUUAUCGACACCCACGUCCACCUGAACCAACCGGGUCGUACGGCGUGGGAAGGGUUCCGUACCGGCACACUCGCCGCCAUCUCGGGCGGCAUCACCACGCUCAUCGACAUGCCGCUCAACUCUAUCCCGCCUACCACCACGCUCUCCGCGCUCGCUACUAAACAGGCAUGCGCGAAAGAGGUCGGGGUGAGCUGCGAUGUGGGGUUCUGGGGCGGGAUCGUCCCCGGGAACGAGGGAGAGCUGAGGGGGCUUUGGGAAGCCGGGGUCAAGGGGUUUAAAUGUUUCUUGAUCGAAUCGGGUGUCGAGGAGUUUCCGUGUGUCGGGGAACAGGAUAUCAUCAAAGCAUGCGACGCGUUAAAAGGCACCAACGCUUUGAUCAUGUUCCACGCCGAACUCGACGCCCCAUCCAGCGACGCCGGCCACGCCACCGGCCACGCCGACCCAUCGGAAUACUCUACAUUCCUCCAAUCCCGUCCUCAACAAUGGGAAAUCUCUGCUCUGCAGCUGAUCCUCCGCAUCGCCAGAUCGUACCCCGACUUACGAUUCCACAUCGUCCACCUCUCCGCUUCCGAUGCCAUCCCCAUUCUCCAAUCUGCCUUGGGUACUGGCAAAGGCAAAGGCAAAGACACUGGCGCUGGUACUGGCAAAGACACUGGCAAAGACACUGACACUGAAAAUCCAACACUAGAGAAUCUAACAGUAGAGACAUGUUUCCACUACCUCUGCCUUUGCGACACGGACAUUCCGCCAAACGGCACGCAGUUCAAAUGCUGCCCGCCUAUCCGGGACGAAUCGAACCGCGUAAAACUCAUCGAGGCGCUGCUGGACGGGACGAUCCACUACGUCGUAUCGGACCACUCGCCCUGUGUGCCGGAACUGAAGAAGGGGGAUUUCAUGUCCGCGUGGGGGGGCGUGUCCGGCCUCGGCCUGGGUCUCUCGCUGCUGUGGACGGAGCUGGGGGCCGGCGGGCGGGUCGAGCUGGGCCGGAUCGUCGAGUGGAUGGGGCCGGUGCAGGCGAGGCAGGUGGGCCUGCAGGGGAAGAAGGGCGUGAUACAAACGGGUGCAGCGGCGGACUUUGUGGUGUUUGACCCGGAUGCGACGUUUGAGGUGACGCUGGAGACGCUGCGGUUCAAGAACAAGGUGUCGCCGUACAUCGGGAAGCGGCUCACGGGGCGGGUGGAGAAGACGUACCUCGGGGGCGCGCUGGUGUGGGAGCACGGGGCGGGGGCGGGGGACGCCGCGCGGGGGGGGUUUGUGUAGGAUGUAUGCAUUGUGCCACGCGGCGGGAUUAGCCGGCGG
This is a messenger RNA of Cryptococcus deneoformans JEC21, 1569 nucleotides long. RefSeq names its product allantoinase, putative. Gene Ontology annotation, molecular function: allantoinase activity. Gene Ontology annotation, biological process: purine nucleobase catabolic process. Gene Ontology annotation, cellular component: cytoplasm. The transcript has 5 exons. NCBI's taxonomy places the organism in Eukaryota, Fungi, Basidiomycota, Tremellomycetes, Tremellales, Cryptococcaceae. The record is from RefSeq and is a predicted model, not a curated record. Bases 85 to 1530 code for a protein of 481 amino acids.